Messenger RNA from Vitrella brassicaformis, 601 nucleotides. The record is from the annotation of a GenBank genome assembly. Lineage: Eukaryota; Vitrellaceae.
AUGGGCGUCAAGGAGUCCGUGCAUCACGGCGAGGAGGACAAUAUCACACUGGCCGUGGCCGAGGCCGACAAGGACAAGGGGGCAGAGCCGAUGGAGGUCGACAUGCCCCAGGCUGCAUCAGAAGAGCCUCUCGGUGCAUAUGGUGAGGACAGCAGGCGGAGGGGCGGCUCUCGAGGGCGGCGGAUGGGCGAGGCAUGAGGGACGGCACACCCCACUCUCACCCUCACGACGGCAUUGAUGCAAUGCAAGUGGAGCGCAGUCAUCACAGCCGCCACCUGACGCAGCGCACAACGAGUAUGAUACGGCGGCGGACCACCGGGUGAUGGCGACAAUGGAGACAGGCGAGACGGUCGGAGAGCAAGAAGCCGACAGCAAGGAGAUGGCCCUUUGUCCGUAGACGAGUCUGCCGCCGUGCCCAAGCAGAGGCCGAGUUGGCUGUGCCUCUUUUCCCCGAGCCACAGGACGAGCACAACAGGGGACGGGGCUCACGGGGCGGAGCGACGGUGCAGAAGGGCGACACUCGGAUGCCUCGGCAGAACAGACAGAGCUCAUCGAGGGCGACCACCGACACCCCAGUCUGCAGCCCCCAUGGCCGCUCUGA